This is a messenger RNA of Cottoperca gobio, 4515 nucleotides long. RefSeq names its product syntrophin, basic 1 (gene sntb1). Gene Ontology annotation, cellular component: intracellular anatomical structure; synapse; dystrophin-associated glycoprotein complex. The record is from RefSeq and is a predicted model, not a curated record. Gene Ontology annotation, molecular function: structural molecule activity; protein binding. Lineage: Eukaryota; Metazoa; Chordata; Actinopteri; Perciformes; Bovichtidae.
GAAACAUCAGAACAGGCAAAGGCGCAUUCCUGUACGCGCGUAACCGGUCUCACGUAUGCUACGUGAACGUGCUCAGCAAAGUGGGUCUCACUGGCAAUUUGAAGACUGGAAACUCAGUUCUAGUCAUAUUUUAUAUGAGUUUAUUUAUUUAAAAGACAUGUUUUAUAUAAGCUACCAUAAUGAAAGUGUCUAGUUGUAUGUGACUUUUUCAGCUCCACGUGGCCGAAUGACACCGAUGAUUGUUUUAUUCACGAAAUAGACGUUAAUUUCCUUUUUAAGGGUCUGGAGAUGGGAUCGGCUGACGGCGGGGGGAGCAAACUCCACCCAGCAGAUAGGAUCUCGGGCAGGCGGAGCGGGAGGCAGCUUGCGCCGAAAGGGCUCGGGCUGGUUGGUCGGGACGCCUGACAAGUCCCGCAGAAAACUUCAGAGGGGCAAAGUCCAGAGUGAGAGGGAGACGGAGUGGAAGUUAAUGUGUGAGUGCGUGCUGGGAACUAAAUCACAUGUCAUUUUAAAGAAAUGCUCAAAAGAUGGCGAUGGUAAUAGCGACGGGAGUUUCAGGUGCCUCCGGAGUGCAAAAAAGUGGAUUUGUGGAGGUUUUGGUGCGGGAGCAGUGGCACAAAGUUUUGGUCAACUUGAACGAGGAAGCGCUCACGUUAAGCUGCGAGGAGGGCUGUGUUAACGACAACGUGGACGACAAUGUCAGCUCCAACGGCGUUACCAACGGAUCUUACCUUGAUAACAAUAACACCAACUCCAACAACGGCCCCCAAACUGUGCGCACCGCGUUCACGGACCUGCCGGAGCGAGUGCCCGAGGCGAUCGCCAACAGAAAGCGGUGCGUCAAGGUGGCCAAGCAGGAGAUCGGGGGACUUGGGAUCAGCAUCAAAGGCGGGAAGGAGAAUAAAAUGCCCAUCCUCAUCAGUAAGAUAUUCAAGGGGCUCGCAGCAGACCAGACCCAGGCUCUGUACGUCGGGGACGCAGUCCUGUCUGUGAACGGCGUGAACCUGCGGGACGCGACACACGACGAGGCUGUGCAGGCGCUGAAACGGGCCGGGAAAGAGGUGACACUGGAAGUGAAGUACAUGCGCGAGGCAACACCGUACGUCAAAAAGGGCUCCCCUGUGUCAGAGAUCGGAUGGGAGACCCCCCCCCCUGAGUCUCCGCGUCUCGGCAGCCAUCCCAUCACCAGCUCCUCCUCAUUUGACCCGCUGAGCUCUCCUACCCAGCCCUCCCUGUCUCUGCAGGGCGACAGGAGGUGCAUACCACUCAAGAUGUGUUGUGUAACCCGAGCCAUGACCACACCAGACCCUGAGAACAGACAACUGGAGCUGCACUCCCCUGACACCAGGCACACCGUGGUGCUGCGCUGCCCAGACCAGCCAUCUGCCCUGUCCUGGUUCUCCGCCAUGCACUCUGUCACAUCCACACUGUCACAGCGGGCGCUGGCAGAGGUCAUCCAGAACACAGCCAGGACGGGGGUAGCUGGCAGCAAAGACAUACGACACCUGGGAUGGCUGGCAGGGAAGACAGAGAGCGAGAAGCAGAGCUGGAAGCCGGUGCUGGUGGUGGUGACAGAGAAAGACCUGCUGCUGUAUGAGAGUCUACCACAAGGAAAGGAGGCCUGGCAGAGCCCUGCACACACUUAUCCACUGUUAGCAACACGUCUGGUGCACUCUGGACCUGACCGGGGAUCGCCGCACUCUGGCACAGAGCUGUUCUUUGCCACUCGGACUGGCACACGACUCGGCAUCGAGACGCAUCUGUUCCGUGUCGAGACCACCAAGGAUCUGUCCCUGUGGACCAGACACAUAGUCAACGGAUGUCACGGCUCAGCUGAGAUGAUCAAAGAAGUCACAACAAGUUGUCUAUACCAGAGUCAGGAGUGCCAGCUGGUGAUUCACUACGAGCAGGGUUUCUCCGUGUUGGCUGACCCCAAAGUGGGAGACGGGGAGAAUGGGGAGGAGAGAGGAGCUCACACACCCACCAGGCCCCGGGUGCUCCUCUCAUACCCCUACGAAAAACUAAAGAUGUCCUCAGAUGACGGAGUUCGCCUUCUCUUCCUUGACUUUGGCGGGAAAGAGGGGGAGAUUCAACUGGACCUCCACUCAUGUCCGAAACCGAUCGUCUUCAUCCUCCACUCCUUCCUCUCUGCUAAGAUUUCCCGCCUGGGUCUGGUGGCCUGACCGCUGAAGGGAUAUUUCAUCUCCUUUGAAAACAGAAAUCUACCUUGUUUCUCCACCUCUCUGCAGCCCGCAUGCAGUAAUACACAACGUCAAUCUCCUUCAGUCGGGGACCCAAGCUGAGUGAAUGUAGCCUCUAUCUGGAAAUUGACCUUUUUUUUUGGGUCCAUGUCAAUGAAACACUGGAGAAACCAAACCAGGUUGGUUUUGCUUUGAGUGAAAUGGACAGAUUUUUUUUAGGAUUAACCCUCCUUUUAAGGGCCGCAUGGACUGAAGUGUUGACUGAAGAACCACAGAAGAAGACAUGGACUGGACUAGAAGCAGAAGGAUGAUGUAUACAGACAUCGGGCAUUAUCGUCACGUCCAGGAUUAGAAGGACUGGACACAUGCAGCACGGUUGAGAUUAUUUCACUUUUAAUUCAAUCAAAAUGUAAUAGCAAACUGCCUUCCAUUUACCAAUUAUAUAAUUUAUUCACCAUUAGCUCUGAAAGCACAUUCUGAAUUUCACUGUCCUUUUUCUUCACCAAACACUUGACACACUGUGGAAAAACUUUAUGCAUUUGUCUUUGUUAGUGUCCCCUGAAAUGUCUUGUUAACCAUGUCAGCAUUCAUCAUUGAAACUGGCAGAAGGUUUCCCACAAUGUAACUAAAAUUCAAAAUGUUAAAGUAUUCUUUUACCAGGUUGCCGGUGGUUGAAGUAUUUGUGUUUCACUGAUUUGACAGUGAGCUGAGGUCAGUUCUAAUGUCUUCAAAUAUAUAUUUUUAAAAAGUAUUGGCUUCAAUUCAGAUGAAUUAUAAAAUACAUAAGCCUCCAGAUUUUCACAUUUAAAUUCCAUGUAUUGUUUAUCACUCAUAAAGAGGGCAAUAGCUUGCUAAGGCAAUUUGGUUAUCCAGGUGGCAUUUAAUGUUGUGUUUCUGACAUAAUCAAAUAAUGACUGAAUACUUUGGUAAACACAAUUUGACCCGAUAAUUGAAAGCAAUAGUUUGAUCUUUUAGGGAAAUAAACUUUUUCACAUUCUUGCUGAGAGUUAGAUGAGCUACAGCAAGAAGCCGGUUAUCUUAGCUUUCCCAAAGGCACACCUCUCCUCCCCCGCUCAACGAGGGGUUAUGCAGCCCCCCAGACUUGCUCUCGCUUUGGAACGAGCUUUGACUGCUUGCUGUUUCACCUCGUUAUAGUUGCAUUUUUUUAAGCGUUGUGUCCAACAUUUACGUAGCUUCCUUUUGGAUGCAUGUUUAUGAUCUGGCACCUGGUCGCUACCCUUUUACAGAGGUUGACGCCCAGAAACGUCCUACGUAAAACAAGCAAAAUAAGAAAAUACAGGCAGAGGGCAGGUUUACUGCAGAUACAGACACAGCAACACACUUCUAGUGGAGUCCAAGCUAACCAGCUACUGGCUAUAGUCUUAUAUUUAAUGGACAAAUAUGAAAGUGGUAUCAAUAUUCUCAUCUAACUCUCAGCAAUUAGCGAAUAAAUAUAUUUCCAAAAUGUUGAACUAUUCCCCAAAGGGUCUGCCCUCUAAUCAGACAUGUUGAUGAUGUUCACUCCUUCCUCCUUCAUUUCAGGGUGGAUAGUGAUGUGUAGAUUUGAUACUCUGCAGGACUGAUCUUGUUUGCCGGUUAACUGACAAACAUCUUCCUUGAGUACUUCUAAUAUUCAUAUUUUGAAAACCGAAACUCAAUCAUACGGUGUCACAAUGACCCCGUAAAGUAUUAUGUGUCUUUCAUUAUAGCAAGGUAGCCAUGAUAGGAGUCUUCAGUCCUGCAGCAGCUGGUGCAGGUUUCUUGUUUUUUUUUUGGGAUGUUAUGCAACAGAUGAAAUCUGUAUACUGCGCUGUCUCUGACAAGGCUGGCUGCCGGGACUUACCUCAUGCCUUCAGAUGACUGAGAAUAAGACAUUUGAAUUGUGAAAGAAAAUCGUUAUAGAGAUCAUAGGAUGGAGCUGCAAUGUGACUUCUAUUAUGGCUACUUUAAUGUAAUUCUGUAAUUUUCUGUUUGCUUCAUAUCGAUAUUCAUAUUUCCAAUAAUCAUUUACACACACACACACACACGCACUGUGAACAAUGAUUUACAUAUUGUAAUCCAAUCGCUCUCUAGAAGAAAUACCAUCUGUUUUCUUGAUACUAAAAGAUAGUGGAGGCAUUGUAACACUAUUGUUCAGCCAAGAAGCCAGCACUUACUGAUAACCCCAAGUGGGGAGACGCUCUUUGAGUAAAGGCUGCUUUGAUAUGUAGAAUACUCUGAUGCCUUCGGCAGCUAAUGUACUGUCACUCAGAAUGAUAAAGCCUAGUUUUUGACUCUAAAUGGUGCACAUAAAUCAUGUAUUUAACAAAAGCAA